Messenger RNA from Rotaria socialis, 3126 nucleotides. The record is from the annotation of a GenBank genome assembly. Lineage: Eukaryota; Metazoa; Rotifera; Eurotatoria; Philodinida; Philodinidae.
AUGAUGAACAAGUCUGACUCGCACGACAGUGGUGUUGAAAAUCACAGCUAUAAUGAACGAUUGAUUAAUAAUAAUUCAACUGUACAAGCACGACGUGCACGUCGUCAAAAUCGAACAACGUCUGCAACAACAAGCAUCGAUGAGACACGAGUUGAAGUUCCUGAAACUCACCUACGACGACCUGGAUCCCGUCAGCGACGAAAACCAUCCCCGAAUGACUCCGUUUUACCUCCAGCAACGACAGUGACUGUAGAACAUGAAGCUAAACCAGCAAGAAAAAAGAAAACAUUUAAAGUGCGUGAAGGCGAAGAUAUUGAGAUGACUGUCAAGAAACCAAAUGAUGCUCGUCGACAAAAAAGACGAACUCAAUCCAAAGAACCACAUUCAGAUGUCGAAACAAGAGUCGAUCCACACAAAGAUAAAAUACUUGGAAUUUCUGUUCAUCGGACAGACCGUUUAAAAACAGAUCUUCGACUUCGCCACCCAUUUGUACGCGUUCAUCUAAUUGAUGUCAAUACAAGAUCUUACGUACGAAAAUUAAAUCCAAAUCAUUCAGUACUUCAUUAUCAUAAUAUAAAUGAUCAGACACAAGAUUUUAUUCCAUCUGUUCCAACCGAACCUUAUGAUUUUACUGUUAAUCGUUCAACUAUUCCAUCAUGGGAAAACAUGAUCGUAGUUGAUGAAGAUUAUUCAUACUUUACCACAGUUCAACAACAGAAUGUCGUAUUUUUCUUCGAGAUUCUCGACUAUUUUAAUAAUCCCCAAAAUCCAACGGAUCGAUCGAAUACAUUUCCCAUUGCAUGGUCAUUCUUAAAAAUUCUUGGUUUACGAAAUACUCUGAAUACUGAACGAAUGGUUCGUUUACAACUUUGGGAACCAGUCGGCCACUAUUCUUCCGGAUCAUCUGUGCCCGAUUUUGUCAACUGGUACGCUCAUAUGAAUCGACAAAAAUAUCCAUCUACACUCUAUGUAACAAUAAAACCUUUGGAUUCAAGAGGAAGGUAUCAUCCAGGUAUACGAUCGGUUGUCGAUGGCGACAUUGAAGGAAUGCGAGAACGAUAUAAUCAAUUAACCAAAGAAAUCGAAGAUUCGAACAUUGUUGGUGCUAAACAUCCUAUGGAUGGUCAACCAACGGAUUUGGGCAGCCCACAAAUGGGACCCUUACAACGUGUAUUACAAAAGCCACCACGUUGGCACAAAUUAUCAAGUUCUAAAUGUAAAAUACCAACUGAACAAAUACUUGCACUUAACACAAGUGAACGUGGCUGCUCAUCAAUACGUUUUUCGCACAAUGGUUAUUUUAUUGCGUGCGCUGAAGUAAAUAAACUACAACAGAAUAACUUAAUAUCUAUCUAUGAAAUUCCACAUGAUCGACGUGUAGCUAUAUUUAUUGGACAUCUACAAAUGAUUUAUGACAUGGAUUGGUCAAGAACUGAUCGUUAUUUAGCAUCGGCAUCAGCCGAUUCCUCUGUCAAAAUAUGGAAUUUCGAAGAAACUCAACGAAAACCUUGGCGUUCGCUAGCUCAUCCUAGUUAUGUUUAUUGUGUUCGCUUUCAUCCAUCAUCGGAAGAUUUAAUUGUCACUGCUGGUUAUGAUAAAUUAAUACGCAUAUGGAAUAUUGAUAAGAAACAUGGAACUAUAGUACGAACAAUGAAUGAUCAUUUAGGAUAUAUUAGUAGUCUAUCAUUUAAUCCAAAUGGUACGCAGUUAGCAUCUGUUGAUAGUAUUGGUGCUAUUAAAAUUUGGAAUGGACUACCAAGUGAAACAAUAUCUGCAGAUAGUUGGUCAUUGUAUUCCAAUUUAGAUUUCGAAGAGUUAAAAGUAGAAAAAGCAAAAAAUUUGUCUUUCUUAUUUGAUCGUUUAUUUUUUAUUGAACAGAAUAUUCCAUUGAACAGUGUUACAUAUUCGCCGGGUGAUCACUUUUUAUUAGUAUCUGCGCGUGAUAAUUUAAUUGUCCUAGUCGAUGUUCGAACGAGAAGUAUUUCGCGUCAUUACGUCGGAGCGUUCAAUUUACAAGAUCGGAUUCGUUCAUCAUUUUCCUCGUGUGGCUCUCUUGUUUUUGCUGGUAGUGAAGAUGGACAAGUGUAUUGUUGGAAUACAUACGAAGGAACGUUGCUUUACUCAUAUAAACAUCUAAAUUAUACUCAACCAGCUAUUGAUAUACAAUUUCAUCCGUUAGAUAAUAUAUUAGCGAUGUGCGCAAUCGGCACACAGCAUCAAGUUUACUUGUUUCAAUAUACACAUGCUGAUGCAGAUAUUGAAGCUAAACCUGUGGCACGACCAUAUUCAGGAAAAGGUGGACCUAUGCCAAUAACAAAAACAACAUCCCUCGCCAUAUCUGAUGAUGAAAAACCAACACUACCAUUCAGAGAUCGAUAUGAUUCCAGUGCACGACAAAUUCAUCCUUCAGAUACAGAUAGAAGUAUAAUAAAAUCAAGAGUAGAUAGUAGUGGCGAUGAGUCGCGACAACGAUUACCGUCCAAGAGUGACUCAAGAAAUCGACGCUUAGCAGUUGUGAAUAAAAUUCUGGAUGAAAUGGAUGAUGUGAUUCAUUCAAAAUCUAGAACCGAUCGUCCUCAAGAUCCUAUAACAGAGUAUGGCGGUGGUCAUAUAAUGUCACGUUCAACAGAACGCGAUCUUUCACCCUAUCAAGGACGUCGAAAUGCUCCCCUGUCAGGUUAUACAUCUGAUUCUGGUCGACCACCACUCGUUAGUCCUUUACGUAAUUUAACGACGCCAGAUCUUUUCGAACCUGUAUCGAAUCGAACUGACGAUGAUGAAAGGCAUGCGCAUGGAAAACCUCCGCCAUCGGCUAAUCAAAUAAUGAUUGCAACAACGAAUUAUACAGCUCAACGUCCGGAAGAAUUAUCGUUUUCGAGAAAUGAUAAAAUAAAAAUAUUAAAAAGGGAAUCUCAUCUUCUUUGGUACGCUGAACAUGUUCAAACAGGUACACGGGGUUAUGUUUCGCCAACUCGUGUACAUAUUAAUGCAAAAGAAACAUAUCCACAAGUGCAUAAAUCGGCCAUGUCAAGUACAGAUGCACAUUCAAUUAGUGACAUACCACGUUUGGACAAUAGUAGUCGAAGAUCAGCACAUAAAAGUGUGAAAUUCGACAGUUCCGAUUAG